Molecule: messenger RNA, 4250 nt
Organism: Thalassophryne amazonica
Lineage: Eukaryota; Metazoa; Chordata; Actinopteri; Batrachoidiformes; Batrachoididae
Gene: amph
Product: amphiphysin
Exons: 24
Coding region: 87-4232 (1381 amino acids)
Biological process (GO): synaptic vesicle endocytosis
Cellular component (GO): synaptic vesicle; plasma membrane; cytoplasm
Molecular function (GO): phospholipid binding; protein binding
Source: RefSeq, a predicted model, not a curated record
UCUCUCUCUCUCCCCCCCUCCUGUGUUUCUCUCUCUCUCUCCCCCCCCCUCCCGUGUUUCUCUCUUCGUCUUUCUCUCCGGUCAUCAUGGCUGACAUCAAAUCGGGAAUCUUCGCUAAAAACGUUCAGAAGCGGAUUAAUCGCGCUCAGGAGAAGGUACUCCAGAAACUGGGGAAGGCGGAUGAGACCAAAGAUGAGCAGUUUGAACAAGUUGUCAUCAACUUCAGGAGACAAGAGUCUGAGGGCUCCAGGCUGCAGAGGGAGAUGAAGGCGUACAUGGCUGCCAUCAAAGGGAUGCAACAAGCCUCAAUCAAUCUAAGUCAGUCUCUGCACGAAGUGUACGAACCAGACUGGCAUGGAAAAGAUGACGUCUUGACCAUUGGAAAGGACUGUGAUGCGUUAUGGGAAGACUUCCAUAACAAAGUGGUAGACUCAACUCUUCUCAACCUUGAUGAAUAUCUGCUACACUUCCCAGAUCUCAAGAACCGUGUGGCCAAGAGAAGUCGAAAGCUCAUAGACUAUGACAGCGCUCGCCAUCAUGUGGAAACCCUGCAAGCUUCUGGGAUGAAGAAUGACCGCAAAAUGAUGAAGGCGGAGGAAGAGCUGAAACAGGCCCAAAAAGUCUUUGAUGAGCUGAACGUUAGUCUCCAGGAUGAGUUACCGACUCUGUGGGAUAGCCGAAUUGACUUCUACAUCACUGUCUUCAAGAGUGUGACAAGCCUAGAGGCCAGGUUUCACCGUGAGAUAUCUUUGAUAUGUAAACAACUUUACGAAGUGAUGACCAAACUUGGUGAACAGCACUCAGACAAAAUGUUCACCAUUCAAGGUGCUCCCAGUGAUUCUGGGCCACUGCGACUUGCCAGAACCCCAUCACCUCCUGAAGAUGAAAGUCCAGCUGAGACUCCUGAUGUCAGUUCCAACCACAUGCUCCAGUCCAUCUCACCUGGACCUCCACGCUCUAAGUCUCCUUCACAGCUUAAAAAGAGCCCACCAGUCCCCCCACCACCAAAGGUCACACCCACUAAGGAGGUGGCUGAAGAACAGAUUAUUGACUUGUUUGGAGGCGAAUUCUUACCAGCACCAUCUCCAUCACAGCCCAAUGAGAGACCAGGAGAAUCACUUUUGGACUUGGACUUUGAUGCCUUUCAGCCAGAUGAGAGUGUUUCACCAAUACCACAGACUGCUGUACCCUGGGACAUGUGGUCGGCAAGCAGCCAAACAGGCCAGUCUGCUACAGAUGCUGGCUUUGUGGCUGACUGGUCUGCAGAUUUUGGAUCAAUGACAGUGGAUGAAGAUGUUGCUGCAGGGCCAGAGGAAGUGCAGGGUGGAGAACAGGGUGGAGGCCAUGGCUGGCUUCCUGCUGGAGAUACAGCUACUCUGUCUCAGACACAAGCCAUUGAGCCACACACAGCAGCUGGAGAUGAGGUUAGUAGCUGGGAACCCAACAUUCAGGCUGAGCCCCACACUGACCUCUCUGCAGUCAAAGGGUAUUCCAUGAAGGAAGGGUUGGAAGUGUCAGGGGAAGGUGGGACAUGGCAGGAGGACAGAAGACAGUCCACUCCAGGAUUUAUCUUUUCCAAUGAAUACGGUGAACAGAUUGAAGAUACCACAGACAACAGUGGAGACAAGUUGUGCAGGUCUCCUGAUGGCUCUGGCUGUGAAUAUGAAACAGCUGAGGAGUGGGGCAAUGUAGGUCAGAGUGGCAUCUCGAUGAACACAGGUGAUAAACAUCUAUGUGAAGAUUGGGGGGUACAUUGGUUUGACACAGAAGAGCUACAAGAGAGACACGAAGCAGAGAAAAACUAUCCUUCAAAUAAAGGACAGCUGUCUGAGACUCAACUUGAGAUUACAUCUGUUGAUCCCAAUCAUUUAGAGAAUGCUUCAGAGCUGGCAGAUAAAAAUGUGUUUUCAACAGAUCUCAUCAGUGCAACUCAGACAGGAAGUGCGUUUGAAUCAGAUCCUUUUGCUGAAGCACAGGAAGGAGGUGCGUUUGAAUCAGAUCCUUUUGCUGAAGCACAGGAAGGAGGUGCGUUUGAAUCAGAUCCUUUUGCUGAAGCACAGGAAGGAGGUGCGUUCGAAUCAGAUCCUUUUGUUGAAGCACAGGAAGGAGGUGCGUUUGAAUUAGAUCCUUUUGCUGAAGCACAGGAAGGAGGUACGUUUGAAUCAGAUCCUUUUGCUGAAGCACAGGAAGGAGGUGCGUUUGAAUCAGAUCCUUUUGUUGAAGCACAGGAAGGAGGUGCGUUUGAAUCAGAUCCUUUUGUUGAAGCACAGGAAGGAGGUAUGUUUGAAUCAGAUACUUUUGCUGAAGCACAGGAAGGAGGUGCGUUUGAAUCAGAUCCUUUUGUUGAAGCAAAGGAAGGAGGUGCGUUUGAAUCAGAUCCUUUUGCUGAAGCACAGGAAGGAGCUGCGUUUGAAUCAGAUACUUUUGCUGAAGCACAGGAAGGAGGUGCGUUUGAAUCAGAUCCUUUUGUUGAAGCAAAGGAAGGAGGUGCGUUUGAAUCAGAUCCUUUUGCUGAAGCACAGGAAGGAGGUGCGUUUGAAUCAGAUCCUUUUGUUGAAGCACAGGAAGGAGGUGCGUUUGAAUCAGAUCCUUUUGCUGAAGCACAGGAAGGAGGUGCGUUUGAAUCAGAUCCUUUUGCUGAAGCACAGGAAGGAGGUGCGUUUGAAUCAGAUCCUUUUGCUGAAGCACAGGAAGGAGGUGCGUUCGAAUCAGAUCCUUUUGUUGAAGCACAGGAAGGAGGUGCGUUUGAAUUAGAUCCUUUUGCUGAAGCACAGGAAGGAGGUACGUUUGAAUCAGAUCCUUUUGCUGAAGCACAGGAAGGAGGUGCGAAGGAGGUGCGUUUGAAUCAGAUCCUUUUGUUGAAGCAAAGGAAGGAGGUGCGUUUGAAUCAGAUCCUUUUGCUGAAGCACAGGAAGGAGCUGCGUUUGAAUCAGAUACUUUUGCUGAAGCACAGGAAGGAGGUGCGUUUGAAUCAGAUCCUUUUGUUGAAGCAAAGGAAGGAGGUGCGUUUGAAUCAGAUCCUUUUGCUGAAGCACAGGAAGGAGGUGCGUUCGAAUCAGAUCCUUUUGUUGAAGCACAGGAAGGAGGUGCGUUUGAAUCAGAUCCUUUUGCUGAAGCACAGGAAGGAGGUGCGUUCGAAUCAGAUCCUUUUGCUGAAGCACAGGAAGGAGGUGCGUUCGAAUCAGAUCCUUUUGCUGAAGCACAGGAAGGAGGUGCGUUUGAAUCAGAUCCUUUUGCUGAAGCACAGGAAGGAGGUGCGUUCGAAUCAGAUCCUUUUGCUGAAGCACAGGAAGGAGGUGCGUUUGAAUCAGAUCCUUUUGUCGAAGCACAGGAAGGAGGCUACAGAUGCUGGCUUUGUGGCUGACUGGUCUGCAGAUUUUGGAUCAAUGACAGUGGAUGAAGAUGUUGCUGCAGGGCCAGAGGAAGUGCAGGGUGGAGAACAGGGUGGAGGCCAUGGCUGGCUUCCUGCUGGAGAUACAGCUACUCUGUCUCAGACACAAGCCAUUGAGCCACACACAGCAGCUGGAGAUGAGGUAAUCAAUACAUUUAAUGGAUUUCCACAGGAUGCAGGUGCUUCAUCAUUUUUUGCUGACUUUGAUAAGGUGGAUGAGCCAGCUGAGGCUUCUCCACCCUCACCAAAACAAGUCGAUGAAGUACAAGAGAAGUCUUCAGCGUUCCCGGCUGGACAGAUGGAGGAACCAACAGUGCUUCCCACUGCAGAGGUGGAUGAGCCUGUAGAGAUGUGGGCUCAAGGGGUGGAAGAAUCUCAACAACCACCCGUUGAAGAGGCAGAUACAACAGAAAGCUCUGACAGUGCAAAAGAGGACAAACUUUCUGAGAAGAUGCCAAUCCCUUCAGUGGUAAUUGAACCUGCUUCCAGCAAUGAAGGUGAUGAUGACCGUGAUGCUGACAUCAUCUCUCCCACCACAAUCAGUGACAACGGAGUGCCAACUGAAAACCAGACCAUUAAACACAGGAGUGCAUCUGGAGGAGCAUCUGCUCUUCCUAACGAUUAUCUGUACAAGGUGGAGACAAUGCAUGACUUUGAGGCUGCAAACUCAGAUGAACUGGAGUUGAAAAGGGGUGAUGUGGUACUGGUGGUUCCAACUGCAUCAGCAGAAGAUCAGGAUGCUGGAUGGCUCACGGGAAUUAAAGAAACUGAGUGGUUAACACUUGGACCUGGAGCUCAAAGAGGGCUUUUCCCAGAAAACUUCACCCAACGCAUGGUGUAGUAACGCUCUGCAUGGAGA